Molecule: messenger RNA, 4251 nt
Organism: Guillardia theta CCMP2712
Lineage: Eukaryota; Cryptophyceae; Pyrenomonadales; Geminigeraceae
Exons: 16
Coding region: 1-4251 (1416 amino acids)
Biological process (GO): transmembrane transport
Cellular component (GO): membrane
Molecular function (GO): ATP hydrolysis activity; ATP binding; ABC-type transporter activity
Source: RefSeq, a predicted model, not a curated record
AUGUCUGCACUGCCUGAGCAGAUAUCAAACGAGGCCUCAGAGAUCAAAGGGGACGUUGUCCUCAAGAACUUGGCAUCGGGCAGUGCUGUGACAUUGCCAGACGAAGACAAAUGCCCAGUUGUCCUCGCAGGGAGUGAUCGCCCGCAACCCGAUGAGGCGAAGAAAGACGACGAUCUCGGCGAGAAAGCUUCCUUCUUUGCUCUCUUUCGCUAUGCUGAUGCGUUUGACUGCAUCCUCAUCCUCAUUUCGUUCGUCUGCUCCCUCGCAACCGGUGCAGCUCUCCCUGCCUUCACGCUGUUCUUCAAGGACCUCAUCAACGGAGGGUUUGAAUCCGGCUCGCUCUCUGCCAGUAAGGUCAACGAGAAGGCACUUUUGUUUCUCUGGAUCAGCCUGGGCUUGCUCGUAUGCGGCUCCAUCUCCAACGGUGCCAUGCUCUUGGCCGCAGCUAACCAGGGAUCAAGGCUGCGGAGGCAGUACGUGAAGGCCAUCUUGAGACAGAAUAUCGCUUGGUUUGACACCCAGAAGACUGGAGAGAUCACCACGUCGAUUGAGCGCGACUGCUCCAACGUGCAGGGGGCCAUAGGCGAGAAGGCCGUACUCUUCGUUCAUAACCUGUCCACUUUCGUGUUCGGCAUAGCGCUUGGGUUCUGGCAAGGGUGGCAGAUGGCUUUGGUGCUUUGUGCGUGCUUGCCGCUGCUGGCCGGGGCUGGAGCUUGGAUGGCAAAGAACCUGGCAGACCUUGCUACUAAGGGAGAGCGGGCGUAUCGCUCUGCAGGUAUGACGAGGAGGAGAAGGAGGAAAGUGUUGGGAUGCGCUGACGGGCUUGGCCGAACUGUAGCGUCGCUGCGAGGAGAGCAACGAGAGAACCAGAGGUACUGCUCGAACCUGGACGAGGCGCUGGAAAUGGGAAUCAAGAAGGCUCGUACCAACGGACUGGGAAUGGGAUCUGUGAUGGGUAGCUUCAUGGGCACUUAUGCGCUUGGACUGUGGUUUGGCAGCUGGCUGAUCGUGCAUGGCGUUACCAACAGCCGCACUGGUGUUCUCUACUCAGCAGGAGACGUGAUUCUAGUCUUCUUCUCUGUGGUGAUGGGAGGCUUUAGUCUCGGUCAGGUCGGGCCUUGUGUGCAGGCGUUCAUGAAGGGCCAGGCGUCAGCUAAGAGAAUCUUCGACAUCAUCGACCGCAAGCCCCCCAUCGACAUCGAAGAUCCGUCAGGCGAGAAGCCAGCAAGUGUCAAGGGUGACAUCUGCCUCAAGGGCAUCGCCUUCACCUACCCAGCCCGCCAGGACGCUCCCAUCUUCACCAACCUCGACCUCAACAUCGCAGCGGGUCAGACGGCGGCGCUGGUCGGGGCCUCGGGGAGCGGCAAGAGCACGGUGAUCCAGCUGCUGCUUCGCUUCUACGACCCGGACGCGGGGCAGGUCAUGCUGGACGGCAGAGACCUGCGAACGCUCAACGUCAAGUGGCUGCGCGAGCACCUGAGCAUCGUGUCACAGGAGCCGAUCUUGUUUGCGGUGUCGAUCGCUGAGAACAUCAAGUACGGCAAGCCCGACGCCUCCAUGGACGAGAUCGAGAAGGCGUCGGUGGCGUCCAACGCUCACAUGUUUAUCUCCGGGCUUCCGGGCAAGUACGACACGCUGUGCGGGGAGAGAGGGACGCAGCUGAGCGGCGGUCAGAAGCAGAGGAUCGCGAUUGCGCGCGCCAUCAUCUCCAACCCCAAGGUGCUCCUGCUGGACGAGGCCACGUCGGCCCUGGACUCGGAGAGCGAGAAGCUCGUACAGGGAGCGCUGGACAACCUCAUGGACGGGAGGACCGUCGUGGUGGUCGCUCACCGCCUGUCGACCAUCCGCAACGCAGACAAGAUCUGUGUCUUCCAGACGGGCACCAUCGUCGAGGAGGGGACGCAUGAGGAGCUGUACGCGAAGCAGGACGGCUUCUACCGGGAGCUUGUCUCGAAGCAGAUGAUGGCGGGAGAGGCGGCGGUAGGAGGGACUCCAGCCACAACAGAGGAGAAGCCAACCCAGGCAAGUCAGCCUGUGCAGGACACAGUGUCAGCGACCAAGUCUACGACAGAUGUGGUGCUCAAGGAGGUAAGCGAGGAGGAGAAGAAAGCCGAGAAAGGCUACCUGAGCCGAGCGUUCAAGCUGAACAGCCCGGAGUUCUUCCCUUGGGCCUUGACAGGGUCGAUCGGGGCUUGCUUGAACGGAGCUUUGUUUCCUGUGCUUGCGCUGCUGCUCACGGAGAUGCUCGCUGGGUACAGCAUGUGCCUUGAAAAAGAAAACGUGGACCCUUUCAACCCCGGCAAGAAGGUUGUGUUCUCAAUAUUCAUGGACGAGACGAGCUGCGACACCUCCUGCGUCUAUCGCAACGGCCAGUGGAUAGGCGCCUGUACCGCUCUCAACAACACCAGGAUGUGCGAGCCGAGCGUGUGCUUCAACCUGAUGGAGACUAAGAUCGUCAAGUACUGCUAUGGCUUCGUCGGGUUGGCCGUUGCUGCUUUCGUUGCCAACUUCCUGCAGCUCUUCUCCUUCGGGAUCAUGGGCGAGCAUCUCACGCAGCGGCUGAGGAAGCUGAGCUUUGCCUCCGUGCUGCGGCAGGACGUUGGCUUCUUCGACUACACGGAGAACGCGAGCGGAAGCCUGACGACCAAGCUUGCCAAGGACGCUUCCUUGGUAGAGAACGCGGUCGGAACCACUAUCGGCCUCAUGAUCCAGAACAUCGUUGUCAUGGCGAUCUCUUUGACGAUCGCGUUCAUUCGAGGCUGGAUGCUGACGCUGAUCUGCUUCUCGACGUUCCCGCUGAUGGUGAUUGCGAAUAUGCUGCAAAUGCAGUUUAUCGCGGGAUCUGGCGGAGACUUGUCGAAAGCCUAUGAGGUGCCUGUUGUCAUUUGUGUUGCUCUUCGAUCAUGUCAUGGAUUGAUCAGCAUUCAUAAAGCCACAGCUAUUGCCAGCGAGGCAGUUGCUGGGUUGCGAACUGUCGCCGCGUUCUCUGCCGAAGGUCAAGUUGAGAAUGUUUACGAGGAGACGCUCAAGUCAGACACUGGCGCACAGCACAAGACGGCUGUAGCUGCGGGACUCGGACAAGGGUUCUCGCUCUUCACCGUCUUCUUCCUCUACUACUGUGGGUUCGCGGGAGGGGCGUACCUUAUGACCCACGAGGGAUACUCCUUCAAGGAUGUGCUGCAGGUUUUCUUCACCGUGACUUUCAUGGGAAUGGCUGCCGGCAUGGCGGGAGCGAUUGCGCCGGACAUCGCAAAGGGAAAACCUGCACUUAUCGCCAUCUUCAAGCUUAUUGACAAGGCUCCCAAGAUCGAUGCCAAUGACCCGUCGGGAGAGAAGCUGCAGCAAGUGCGAGGGGAGAUCGAGCUGAGAAACGUCUCCUUCACCUAUCCAGCUCGUCUGGACGUGAAGAUCUUCGACAACCUCAACCUCAUGAUCCCGGCCGGAAAGACAGCAGCGCUGGUCGGAGGGUCGGGGAGCGGGAAAAGCACCAUCAUCUCCCUUAUCGAGCGCUUCUAUGACCCCGACGAUGGUCAGAUCCUGCUGGACGGUGUUAACAUCAAGACGCUGAACUUGUCAUGGUUGCGGUCGCAUUUGGGGCUUGUCAGCCAGGAGCCGAUCUUGUUUGCCACGACGAUCUUCGAGAACAUCCGCUAUGGAAGGGAGGACGCGAGGGAGGAAGAAGUUAUCGAGGCGUCCAAGAAAGCGAACGCUCAUGCCUUCAUCAUGGAAUUUCCUGACAAGUUUGAAACGCAAUGCGGAGAGAAAGGAACUCAGAUGAGCGGCGGGCAGAAACAGGCGACGUCAGCGCUGGACUCACAGAGUGAGAGGCUGGUGCAAGAGGCUCUAGAGCAUCUCAUGAUGGGAAGGACAGUGGUAGUCGUCGCUCAUCGCCUGUCAACCAUCAAGCAUGCAGACAAGAUCGUUGUGCUGUCGGGCGGAGUGAUCGUAGAGGAGGGCAAGCAUUCAGAUCUUAUCGCCAACACCACAGGAGCUUACUCCAAGCUCAUCGCACAUCAGGCAAGCUUGAUCGCUCCUGUGACAUGUCUUGAUUGCAUACCGGCAGAUGCAAACGUGAGCCGACAGAUGAGACGAGGAACAAGGGAGGGGAAGGAGGAGAAGGAGAAGGCCAGAGAGUGCGUGACUGAAAAAGCCAUGGAGCCUGUGUUUGUAUUUGUUUGUAUUUGUUUGUAUUUGUUGGUGUUUGUACACUUCGAUAGUCUAAGACUGCAGAGAAAGUGUGUGAGUGUUUGA